Molecule: messenger RNA, 1453 nt
Organism: Salvia splendens (bonfire salvia)
Lineage: Eukaryota; Viridiplantae; Streptophyta; Magnoliopsida; Lamiales; Lamiaceae
Product: ribonuclease H2 subunit B
Exons: 9
Coding region: 389-1036 (215 amino acids)
Biological process (GO): RNA catabolic process
Cellular component (GO): nucleoplasm; ribonuclease H2 complex
Source: RefSeq, a predicted model, not a curated record
AAUGCACGGAUUAGAGUGGGGAUUGUAUUUCACAAUAUCUGUGGGGCAAUGAAAAUGGCGCGCAGUGCUCUCCCCACACGCUUAUAUCUAGGGUUUCAGUUUUCAAAAUCAAACUGAACUUAAUUUUCCUUGAGUGAUAUUGGCGCGAAGAACCCACUCCCGACUAUACUCUGGUUCAAUUUUGUCGACGACAGCGUUUAAGUGCCAGUAGCUACAGAUGGCUUGGUGGGAAGGCGUCGAUGAAACUCGAGUUCUUAUCGCGCAAGGUUUUUUUUUGCCCUUUCUUCUUUUAAUGUCUUUGAACAUAUUUUUUUCUUAAUAGUACAUUUUAUUAACUUGUUAAAUAAUCAAGGUCCUAGUUAAUUAUCUUAGAAACUUGCUUAAGUGUAUGUUUGCAAAUCCUUCUACGAUUGGGAAGCAUCAGGGUUCAUUUUUAUCACUGCCGCAUCCUAGAACAGGAAAUAAAGCGUGCUACCUCUGUGUUGAUGGAGUUCUUCAAGAGCUUCACUGGUUUAAGCAAUCUAAUGGAUCUUGGUUCAUUGGGGAUUAUGUUUGUGAAGAUGGCCGCUUGUAUACUGCAACUCCCAUUGAUCCCAUUUUUAUUCUGUUGCGCGUCUUUGAGGAAGCUCGAAUGAAGAAAGGAAAUGAACCGGGGAAGUUUAGGCAACUUGAUGAGAUUAUGUAUAUUCAAGGGUUCCCUGGAUAUCAAUCUCUGUCAUCUGUGGCAGAGAAGGCUAUGGCAGUUGUUUGUGAUCUCAAAGAAGUUGGGUCAAGCAAGUUUUUCAGGAUCGAUGACAUGAAGGUAUUGAAGUGGUUAUGUUAUAAGGUGCAACAACUGAAACAAACACUACAGACAUUGGAUAAGAAUUAUGCUGCCCGAGAUGAGAAAGAUACAUUGUUUGACGCAGUGUCAAUCAUGCGGGAGUACUUGAAGGAUGAGCCUUGGAUAAAUCUUCUUUGCAACAAACUAAGUACUGUAUUUCUUUUAGAUCGCCACUUUUCUCAGCCAAGAAAAACUGCAAGCUUGAAUUCUUGAAUAUUUAUGAAUAUAAAAACUAACACAAGUUAAAUACACGGAUCCAUGCUCUUAAGUUUUUGUCUACACCUUUAAAUUCCCAGUGCUCCUUUUUCAGAUUAAAUAUAGAUGACUUAACAAAGGCACAAGAUGUUGCAGUGCUUCCACCUUCCACAGGAAAUGAUCUCGGGUCAUUUGCUCUGGCACAGGAGACUAGCGUAACGGGGAAAAAUGCAUCACGGACCACAAGGCAACAAGCUAAGAAGGCAAAAGUGGUGAAAGAUUCCCAAAACAUUAAGGACAUGUUCAGCAGGGCUACUAGAAAGAGAGGGUAAAACAGGCUUUUCUUUAGCAUGAACACAUUCAUGUUAUGUUAUACAAUGUGAUAUUUCUGCAUUUCGAUAUUUUUCUAAUUAAAUCCCGAGCAAAUUCCUUCUC